CACACACCUCUCUCGCCCUGCUUCACCCAGGAAAAUUCUCACCGCGUGCGAAUAUGCAAUCAUAAUACAACUCACGCUCCUUUACAACCUCGUCGCUCUUUCCGCGGUCGACUUUCCCUCCUUUAAGGUUACGGCUCGCAACUGCCUAGCGCUCCAAGCCAGCCAUCGCCAAAACGUCUCACAAGGGGCUUCAGACUCGCUCUGAGCCUUCCAAGACCACAAUCCGAUGCGUCGAGCAGCAGUCAUUGCCUUCCGGACAGCACGUCUCGCCCCACCGCGCAACCUCGCUGUGCGCGUAAGAAGCGGCUUCCAGUCCUCCAGCUAUGUGCUAGGCCUCAGACACGCAUCAGGGCAGCCAAAGACGAGUUCCAAAGCAGGCAUCUCAUCAACUGUAACUCCAACUUCGAAAGGCGCCUCGUCGAUGUACAUUCGGAGGUUCUCCGUAGCGGUUAUCUCUGGCUUAGUUGGUUAUGGGGCUUGGUAUACAUACAAGGGGCAAACUGAGCUUUCAAGCGGAGGAAAUCCUUUCUCGGCAGCACAACAGAGAGGAUUUGCUAGUUCUCCUGUUCCCGGUCCUAGGGGAGAGGUCGAGAGAAAGGCGGUGAUUGUUGGGCCGGAUUCGCUGUAUACUGGAGCCAUUUCGGGAGAGGGGCCGAUAUCCAAGCAGAUAGACGACGCGGGAAGACAAGUGCUUGAAAUGUUGACACCGGAACAAUCUACGCAAGUUUUACGACGAAACGAAGAAUCUUAUUUUGUGGGACGGGGAAAGGGAGUUGUGAGGUAUGAUGUUGUUCAGAUACCCAGUAAUAAUCCAAUUGAGGAUGAUCAUUCGGAGAAGAUAAUCGAGAUACCACAAGCAUUGGCAACAGCUACGGGAGCAAGGAGUUCAGGCAGUGACUGGAUGUUCUGGGGAGUGUUUGAUGGCCAUUCAGGCUGGACAACAUCUGCUAAACUACGGCAAGUUCUAAUCAGCUUCGUGGCUCGAGAAUUAAACAACACAUACAAAGCCUCCCUCGCCGACCCAUCUCUCUCAUCCCCCACAACAGAAGAAAUCGAAGCAGCCAUCAAGACAGGCUUCACCCGCCUCGACGAUGAAAUCGUUCACGACAGCGUCGAGAAAGUUCUAAAAGCCAACUCUAAAGUUGCAGCGGCCGAACUCCUCGCCCCAGCCCUGUCAGGCUCCUGUGCCCUCCUCUCUUUCUACGACAGCAACACCAAACUCCUCCGUGUUGCUUGCACUGGCGACUCCCGCGCUGUUCUUGGCCGUCGAGGCGAGUCCGGAAAAUGGGUCGCGACACCACUCUCCGUAGACCAAACAGGCAGCAAUCCCGAUGAAGAAGCACGCAUGCGGAAACAGCACCCUGGAGAAGAGAAUGUGAUCCGCAACGGACGAGUUCUCGGCGGUCUUGAGCCGUCACGAGCCUUUGGAGAUGCUACCUACAAAUGGACCCGCGAAGUCUCGGAACGGUUAAAGCAAUCUUUCUUUGGUCGAACUCCUAGCCAACUACUUCGUACCCCUCCCUACGUAACCGCCGAGCCAGUAGUAACAACGACCAAAAUCGAACCUUCUAAAGGAGACUUCGUCGUCAUGGCCACCGACGGCCUCUGGGAGAUGCUCACCAACGAAGAAGUCGUCGGACUCGUCGGCCAAUGGCUAGAAAAGCAAUCCUCUGAACAGAACGGCAAUUCCGGCAGCUCAUGGGCCAAGUUGUUUUCAUCACAGCAGAAAGGCCUACCAGUUGAGCACCACCAGCAAGGGGAAAAGAAGAAAGGGAAGGAUGGCCAGAAGACCCCGAUUAGACAACAGCAGUGGGGUGUCAAGGGCGGGGAGAACGAGAGGUUUGUGGUAGUCGAUAAGAAUGUUGCGACGCAUCUUGCUAGGAAUGCGUUGGGGGGACGAGAUCAGGAUAUGGUGUGUGCUUUGCUUACGUUGCCAGCGCCGUAUUCGAGGCGGUAUAGGGACGAUCUUACAGUAGAAGUCAUCUUCUUCGGUGAUGGCGAGAAGAGCGGUGAUGUGGUGCUGAACAAGGAAGCUAGUGCCUCGGCUGGGGAUGCGAAGGCUAAACUUUAGAGCUCUUCUCCAUAGACUAAAUCUUUCGUGAAGCGCUUACAUUGCAUUGAAUUUUGCUUCUGGACGAGUUUCAUCGCGCAGAGGAGUUAGGAAACCAAGUUCUGCCCGAUGAACGUAUCUUCGAGUAGAAUGUUCCUUCGCUGUCCAGUACAAUGAUCCUAAGCAUUUCUCAAUUCGAGGAUGUGUGUGCUGAUAUGUGUAUAUAUAUUUAGAUAUAUAGUUAUGGCAUCUUCCACGAGGUGUGAGCACUAAAGUGAGCUAACAUCCUGGUCCUUGGCCUCUGAUUCUCUCCCG
This is a messenger RNA of Hyaloscypha bicolor E, 2365 nucleotides long. Its product is annotated as protein serine/threonine phosphatase 2C. The coding region runs from base 227 to 2071 and encodes 614 amino acids. NCBI's taxonomy places the organism in Eukaryota, Fungi, Ascomycota, Leotiomycetes, Helotiales, Hyaloscyphaceae. The transcript is spliced from 3 exons. Gene Ontology annotation, molecular function: protein serine/threonine phosphatase activity. The record is from RefSeq and is a predicted model, not a curated record. Gene Ontology annotation, biological process: protein dephosphorylation.